UCUUUCCAGGUCGACUUACCUCGUAACCUGAAGCAGCGUGGGGUCCAUGACGUCUUUCACUCGUCUCUUCUUCGUAUUCACGAGCCGAACGACGACCGUCUAUUCCCCGGUCGAAUGGAGACACAAGUGGCGGAAUUCGAGGACUCCGAGGAUGAAUGGAUCAUAACUCGGAUCCUGUCGCACCACGGCGCGCGGGAGCAAGCCAUAUUUGAAGCGUUGUGGCGAUCGGGCGAUCGCACUUGGGUGCCGUACCGGGAAGUACGCAGUACCCGCGCGGUUGCUGAAUAUUUGGAAGUACUAGGA
Trametes versicolor FP-101664 SS1 is the source of this 303-nucleotide messenger RNA. RefSeq lists its product as uncharacterized. The annotation marks the transcript as partial. The record is from RefSeq and is a predicted model, not a curated record. Lineage: Eukaryota; Fungi; Basidiomycota; Agaricomycetes; Polyporales; Polyporaceae. The transcript has a single exon.